Molecule: messenger RNA, 324 nt
Organism: Caenorhabditis remanei
Lineage: Eukaryota; Metazoa; Nematoda; Chromadorea; Rhabditida; Rhabditidae
Exons: 2
Coding region: 1-324 (107 amino acids)
Biological process (GO): negative regulation of autophagy; apoptotic signaling pathway; cellular response to amino acid starvation
Molecular function (GO): death domain binding
Source: RefSeq, a predicted model, not a curated record
AUGAGCGUAGAUAACAACGAGACCGAGAUGAAGAUCGGACACCCACCGGCAACAAAAGUCGGAGGACGUCGCAUCGUCAAUCGUAAGGAUCGCAAGAAUUCGGACUCGAAUGAUAACGGAAACUCGGAGAGCUCUGACGACGUCGCCGUCAGAGAGAUCGUAGACGUCGAUUUGCCGGCUAAGAUGGAACGCUCGUAUCCAACUGAAGCUGUGAAGCGGGUUCACGAGAAGCCAGUGCCAGCUGUUCAGCCUAAUCAUGUCUUCCGUGCGGACAAGUCUGGAUCAGGACAACAUCAAUUCCAGCCACGCAAGCAGACUCACUAA